CCUCACUCUCUCUUUCUCCUUCUGUCAGUCAUUGAGUCAUGAUGGCGGAGCGGACGGUGCCUCAUGCAUAUCCCAUGAGUACUCAGUGUGAACUGAACUCUCCCAGAAGGAUCUACGACCAGAACUUUGGAGAGGCUCUUACCCCCCAGGACCUCCUCACCCCCACCCUGUAUCAUGGUUACUAUGUCCGUCCAAGAAUCACCAAGCAGCUAGGGCGGGGCUUCUCUGAUAUAGAGGCGGAGCCAGGGAAGUGGACCGUUCGAUUGGACGUGUGUCAGUUCACUCCUGAUGAAGUCACCGUUCGCACUGUCGACAACCUACUGGAGGUCAGUGGUAACCACUCCCAGAGACAAGAUGUCCACGGGUUCAUCAGUCGGUCGUUUACGAGGACCUACAUACUUCCUGUGGGUGUCGACCCUCUACUGCUCUUCGUCGACCUAUCACACGACGGCAUCCUCUCUGUCUCCGCUCCCCGGACAACCCCCGACCCGCCCUCCUCACACACGCAUAUCAUACACACACACACCGACAAGACAACCUAGUGACGACACACAGACACAACCAAAAUACGACCUAGUGUCCUCUGUCAUGGAUCAACCCCAAUUCCCCCUAGGAUCAACCCCAACACCCUCUAGGAUCAACCCCAACACCCUCUAGGAUCAACUCCAACACCCUCUAGGAUCAACCCCAAUACCCUCUAGUGUCCUCUGUCAUGGAUCAACCCCAAUACCCUCUAGGAUCAACCCCAAUUCCCCCUAGGAUCAACCCCAACACCCUCUAGGAUCAACCCCAAUACCCCUAGUGUCCUCUGUCAUGGAUCAACCCCAAUACCCCUAGUGUCCUCUGUCAUGGAUCAACCCCAAUACCCUCUAGUGUCCUCUGUCAUGGAUCAACCCCAAUACCCCCUAGUGUCCUCUGUCAUGGAACAACCCCAAUACCCCCUAGUGUCCUCUGUCAUGGAUCCACCCCAAUACCCCCUAGUGUCCUCUGUCAUGGAUCAACCCCAAUACCCCUAGUGUCCUCUAUCAUGGAUCAACCCCAAUACCCCCUAGUGUCCUCUGUCAUGGAUCAACCCCAAUACCCUCUAGUGUCCUCUGUCAUGGAUCAACCCCAAUACCCCCUAGUGUCCUCUGUCAUGGAUUAACCCCAAUACCCCCUAGUGUCCUCUGUCAUGGAUGAACCCCAACACCCUCUAGGAUCAACCCCAAUACCCCCGAGUGUCCUCUGUCAUGGAUCAACCCCAACACCCUCUAGUGUCCUCUGUCAUGGAUCAACCCCAAUACCCCCUAGUGUCCUCUGUCAUGGAUUAACCCCAAUACCCCCUAGUGUCCUCUGUCAUGGAUUAACCCCAACACCCUCUAGGAUCAACCCCAAUACCCCCGAGUGUCCUCUGUCAUGGAUCAACCCCAACACCCUCUAGGAUCAACCCCAAUACCCCAUAGUGUCCUCUGUCAUGGAUCAACCCCAAUACCACCCGGAAUGAGAUAUAUGGAACGCAGACCUUGGGAGAUAGAACAAGGAAUGAAGACCGUGGGGGAAAGCAGAAGGAACAGAGACUGUGGGGGUUAGUAGACUGUGGGGGAUAGGAGACUGGCGGAUAGUAGAAGGAACGUAGACCAUGGGGGAUACUAGAAGGAACGUAGACCGUGGGAGACAGUAGAAGGAAGGUAGACCGUGGGAGAUAGAGCAAGGACCGUAGACCGUGGGGGACAGUAGAAGGAAGGUAAACCGUGGUGAACAGUACAAGGAACGUAGACUGUAGGUGAUAGCAGACUGUGGGGGAUAGCAGACUGUAGGGGAUAGCAGACUGUGGGGGAUAGCAGACUGUAGGGGAUAGCAGACUGUGGGGGAUAGCAGACUGUAGGGGAUAGCAGACUGCAGGGGAUAGCAGACUGCGGGGGAUGGCAGACUGUAGGGGAUAGCAGACUGUAGGGGAUAGCAGACUGUAGGGGAUAGCAGACUGUGGGGCAUAAGUCGCCAUCAUUGGUGCCCAUUCAGCGAUGCUGAUCUAACAUGGUGGAUAUUAAUCAAGUCCGUCAUGAUUGAUGUGUUCUAUCAGGCCCACAAUGUGGUUUCUACAAUCCCAUUGAUGUGUUCUAUCAGGCCCACAAUGUGGUUUCUACAAUCCCAUUGAUGUGUUCUAUCAGGCCCACAAUGUGGUUUCUACAAUCCCAUUGAUGUGUUCUAUCAGGCCCACAAUGUGGUUUCUACAAUCCCAUUGAUGUGUUCUAUCAGGCCCACAAUGUGGUUUCUACAAUCCCAUUGAUGUGUUCUAUCAGGCCCACAAUGUGGUUUCUACAAUCCCAUUGAUGUGUUCUAUCAGGCCCACAAUGUGGUUUCUACAAUCCCAUUGAUGUGUUCUAUCAGGCCCACAAUGUGGUUUCUACAAUCCCAUUGAUGUGUUCUAUCAGGCCCACAAUGUGGUUUCUACAAUCCCAUUGAUGUGUUCUAUCAGGCCCACAAUGUGGUUUCUACAAUCCCAUUGAUGUGUUCUAUCAGGCCCACAAUGUGGUUUCUACAAUCCCAUUGAUGUGUUCUAUCAGGCCCACAAUGUGGUUUCUACAAUCCCAUUGAUGUGUUCUAUCAGGCCCACAAUGUGGUUUCUACAAUCCCAUUGAUGUGUUCUAUCAGGCCCACAAUGUGGUUUCUACAAUCCCAUUGAUGUGUUCUAUCAGGCCCACAAUGUGGUUUCUACAAUCCCAUUGAUGUGUUCUAUCAGGCCCACAAUGUGGUUUCUACAAUCCCAUUGAUGUGUUCUAUCAGGCCCACAAUGUGGUUUCUACAAUCCCAUUGAUGUGUUCUAUCAGGCCCACAAUGUGGUUUCUACAAUCCCAUUGAUGUGUUCUAUCAGGCCCACAAUGUGGUUUCUACAAUCCCAUUGAUGUGUUCUAUCAGGCCCACAAUGUGGUUUCUACAAUCCCAUUGAUGUGUUCUAUCAGGCCCACAAUGUGGUUUCUACAAUCCCAUUGAUGUGUUUGUCUGUUUUCGCUGCAUAAUAUUUAGACAUUUCUGAAGAUGUAUAUUGUUGCUUAGUGAUGCUCUAGUUUACAAUAAAAUAUACCUAUUGUUUUUGUAAUAAACAAUAGUGUUGUUUCUUAAACUAGAAUAUAGUCUAAUGAUCUCCAUAGAUCAUAAAUAAAUGAAUAAAUAAGGAUUGAGUUCUCGAAUUGAAUGGUUUAUUAACCGGAACACAUGCUACUGUUUGGUCUUAGCCUCCACCAAAUUAUUCCCAAUUCAACACUCUGUUAAGAUGUGAAAGAUGCAGAACAAUGCAAACAUGGCAACACAUCAAACCUGUAGUGCCCAGCGCCCUCCCCAGCCAUCCGGCCGUUGCACCAACCCAAGGAUGCCAGGCCCCCGAAACAUUUCCUUCCUUUGAUUGUCCGACAGAAUAUCAGAACACAGGCACAUAACUGUCCAAGCGGGUUACUAGUCAAUACAAUUGUUUUGUGAUCUUUUUAGAUUGGUUCUGUGAAUAAUAAAAGUCAAGUUUAAAGACUAA
Molecule: messenger RNA, 3502 nt
Organism: Oncorhynchus kisutch (coho salmon)
Lineage: Eukaryota; Metazoa; Chordata; Actinopteri; Salmoniformes; Salmonidae
Gene: hspb2
Product: heat shock protein, alpha-crystallin-related, b2
Exons: 3
Coding region: 39-542 (167 amino acids)
Biological process (GO): protein refolding; negative regulation of apoptotic process; response to heat
Cellular component (GO): cytoplasm; nucleus
Molecular function (GO): structural constituent of eye lens
Source: RefSeq, a predicted model, not a curated record